Aegilops tauschii subsp. strangulata is the source of this 1619-nucleotide messenger RNA. NCBI's taxonomy places the organism in Eukaryota, Viridiplantae, Streptophyta, Magnoliopsida, Poales, Poaceae. The record is from RefSeq and is a predicted model, not a curated record.
GGCCCACGGCCACCAACCGCCCCCGCCGCCGCCCCCGUCCCCGGCGUUCCUGGACCUCCCCUGGCCCCGCCGCCUCCUACCACAUCCGGCGACCAGGAACGCUCCUGGUCAGGCGCAAGGGUUGCGCGCGACCUCCAGUCGCCGCCCGUUCACCCACCCCGCUGCGGCGGGAACCACCUACCCCGCCCAGAUCCGCCGGUGCGCUCGCCGGAUCCUGCCUCAUCGCCGGUUCCCGCGACAUAGGCAGCCACCGGAUCGGCUAAGCCGCUGCAACCCCUGCAAGAAAGCUCGACGGCGGCUUCCCCUGCUUCUUCCUGUGCGUCGCUGGAAGGCCCGCGUCCCCGCGCGAUGCCACCGUCGGAGAACAACUCGUGCAACAGCAGGUCGCCGGAGAAAGCUCAGGCUGCAACUGCUGGAUCCCACCGCCAUGGCCACUCACCUCGCGCCAUCGCCGAACUGCCGAGGCCUAAGCAGCGACCUGUCCGAGGCCAAAGCUCGACCUUCAUGCUUGUAUCUUCUCCAAGUUGCUGCUACCUGCAACGGAGAGGGGGAGGCUGUAGUCCAGCACUAUCACGGGAGGAAGUGCUCUUACUUUCUUCUGAAAUCUGGAAAGGAUCUGAUGUUUGCGUUGGGCCGUCAAAAGAGAUUGGAGCUAUAGAAUUGGCCCUUAGGAAUUGUUCAGGCAGAUCAACAAAUACAUAUUUUUUCGGACGACCAUAUCUACCCGAUUUGACUCGCUUGAGGAGGCAUACGAGUUCUAUAACCUGUACUCAUGGGAAUUGCUUUCGGGCAUUUUUGGUACAUGACCAGUUAAAUGAAAGGCGAUCAGUACUGGUCAUCUCAGGAUCUAGGGUGCCAGAUGGAGGGUGUUGACUCGAGGUGCUAGAAUGACUCUGUGAGAUUUGGUUUCAAAGGCAGUGAUCCAGCUUCACAAGUCCGACGACCAUGGUUGCUUUGUGGCACCGCCGCGUUCCCCGACAUCUCCAUGCCACUGCCCCUGUCUCCCUGCUCGCAACGGCGGGGCUCAUCAGAUACUACCGAGUAUCUCAGCAAGUUCAAAUAAUUUGAACAUGCAAAAAUGUUGUGUUCGAGAAGGUCAAGUGUGUUAUGUGCAUCACCUCGCCCCCACUAAAUCUUCUGCAUUUUUUGUGUAUUCUUCAAAAGUUCAGGUCAUCAUGAGUUGCUUCGAUUGAGCUACUGCUAUGAAAAAGUUCACCUCAGAGGCAGGUCUAUGCGUGCAAACCGGGAAGGACGACGAACCACGCCUGGUGUCGCUACCAUCGUGAACAGAUGGAUGAAGAAGGUCACCAUAGAAGCAAUGAGAAGGUCACCAUAGAGGUAGGGAGAAGGUCACAUAAGGUGCAGGAAGAUUGUCAGAGUGCAGGAACGGGUGUGUGAUCUUUGUGCUGUUUUGGGGGUGCAAAUUAACAUGGGUAUGCGAUCUCACAUCCUGUGUAUUCUUGAGAUGGCCUACCUUAGCCUCAAAACCAUAUGGCCUAUAAGUAUGAUAGUCCCAAUGCUACGGUCACGUGUAAAGAAAAUUAGAUAUAUACAUGUACAGAACCUACAACAACUUUAUGAGGAGUUGAUGGAUUAUUCAAUGGUUGUUGCUGCCACUA